ACAAGUUCUCGUCUACACAAUAUAUUCUCCUUCUACUGCAUUUCAAACAGAUCAAAACCCAAUAAAAUUUCCCUGCUUUCUUAAGCAGGGAAAAAUGAACAGGCCAGGAGAUUGGAACUGCAGGUCAUGCCAGCAUCUGAAUUUCCAGAGGAGGGACUCCUGUCAGCGAUGCGGAGACCCUAGGCCCGGCGAAAGAGGUGAUUAUGGAAAUUUUGGCGGCGGACGAGGCGCUAUGUCCUUCGGCUUCACCGGGCCAGACGUAAGGCCUGGUGACUGGUACUGCACCGUUAGCAACUGCGGCGCCCACAACUUUGCCAGCCGCUCCAGCUGCUUCAAGUGUGGGGCGCACAAGGAUGAUUGCUCAGGCGGCAGCGGCGGUGGAGGAUUUGAUAGUGAAAUGUCUCGAGCUCGAGGGUUCGGAUUAGGGGGCAGCAGCCGCUCCGGAUGGAAAUCCGGUGACUGGAUUUGUGGCAGGUCAGGGUGCAAUGAACAUAACUUCGCAAGCAGGAUGGAAUGCUUCAAAUGCAAUGCACCAAGGGAAUCCGGCAGCAAGUUUUCCUACUAAAAGCGUGCAUUGAGAUUCUCUAUUUUUGGGUUCGAAGUUGAUUAACAGAGAAUCAAGAGCGGAAGAAUUUUAAUUUUGUUGGCACUCCCAAUUUCCUGUAUUUGGAUUUUUUAUAUUUAAUUUAGGAAGUUUAGGUCAAUUAUGAUUGCAAGUAGAGCUUAGUCCUUUGUUUUGUGAGCUUAAUUAGUAGCUAGUAUGAGAUAUAUCCUUGUAUUUCUUUUUGUUUUAAUCUAUUUAAUAUCAAUGUCUUUCGAAAAAAAAAAAUUAGUGUCGUUUAAUGAUAUAGCCGUCACAAAAUUUUACA
Messenger RNA from Olea europaea var. sylvestris, 869 nucleotides. Its product is annotated as TATA-binding protein-associated factor 2N-like. Lineage: Eukaryota; Viridiplantae; Streptophyta; Magnoliopsida; Lamiales; Oleaceae. Gene Ontology annotation, molecular function: mRNA binding. The record is from RefSeq and is a predicted model, not a curated record. Gene Ontology annotation, cellular component: cytoplasm. The transcript has 4 exons. Bases 95 to 565 code for a protein of 156 amino acids.